CUUUUUUUACUAUUCUUUUUGUAUAUAUAGAGGCGCGCCUAUGUCGAGUCAAAUUUAAAUCAAUUGCAGUGGUCACGCAGGGAAACAAUUAGAAGCACGAUGGCCGAGCUUCCGAAUGAACUCAAGCAGUUAUUUGCCUUUGUGGACGGAAAAAGAGGAGAUUACAUCGACGCCCUUAAAACCGUUGUGGGAAUUCAGUCCGUUUCAGCUUGGCCAGAAAAGCGAGGAGAGAUUGAUCGCAUGGUAGAAUGGACUGCAGAUCGGCUCAGGACCCUGGGCUCUGAAGUAGAACUGGCGGAUGUGGGUCAACAAACCUUGCCGAGUGGUCAAAUAAUCCCUCUGCCAAAGGUCCUGCUCGGAACUCUGGGCAAGGACGCCUCCAAGAAGACAGUGUUGGUAUACGGCCAUUUGGAUGUGCAGCCUGCUCUGAAGGAAGACGGGUGGAACACCAAUCCCUUUGAGCUCACAGAGGUAGAUGGAAAGUUGUUAGGACGGGGGGCGUCCGAUGACAAGGGACCUGUGCUGUGCUGGAUCCAUGCUAUUGAGGCUUACAUGAAGCUUAAUAUUCCGCUGCCACUAAACGUGAAGUUUGUUUUUGAAGGGAUGGAAGAGAGCGGUAGCGAAGGCCUCGACGACUUGUUAAUGGAACGCAAAAACGAUUUCCUUGCCGAUGUUGAUUAUGUCUGCAUUUCCGACAACUACUGGCUAGGGAAGAAGCGCCCUUGCCUAACAUACGGGCUCCGUGGACUGGCAUACUUCCAAGUGGAGGUGGAAUGCUCAAAUAAAGAUUUGCACAGUGGAGUUUUUGGGGGAACCGUCCACGAAGCUAUGCCGGAUCUAUGUCACUUGCUCAGCGUUCUUGUCGACAAGGACACAAAAAUCCUGGUCCCUGGAGUGGAUCGUGAUGUUGCACCCGAACUAAAGAACGAGCAGGCAAUAUACGAGAACAUUGACUUUCAAGUUUCUGAGUACAUGAAAGACAUUGGUGUUGACCAGCUGCCGCAUAAUGGCGACAAAACCAGGCUGCUUCAAGCCAGGUGGCGUUAUCCCAGUCUGUCUAUCCAUGGAAUCGAAGGUGCAUUUUAUGAGCCAGGGGCAAAGACCGUCAUUCCGAAGAAAGUGAUUGGCAAGUUCUCACUUCGACUUGUGCCCGACCAGGACCCAAAGCACAUUGAAGAGUGUGUCAGUAAAUACCUUAGUGAUAAAUGGACAGAGAGAGGUUCGCCUAACAAAAUGAAGGUUACCAUGCUCUCAGCUGGAAAGCCCUGGACAGAGGACCCAAGCCAUCCCCAUUAUGAGGCUGCGAAACGGGCCAUAAGGCAUGUUUUCAAUGUAGAACCCGACAUGACUCGUGAGGGGGGAUCCAUACCAGUAACAUUGACAUUGCAGGAAGCCACCGGAAAAAAUGUCAUCCUUGUGCCAGUGGGAGCAUGUGACGACGGCGCCCACUCUCAAAAUGAAAAAAUCGAUGUCUACAACUACCUUGAAGGCACUAAACUGCUUGGCGCUUAUCUGCACGAAGUGGGAAAAUUGUAAGCAAGCAGACAAUUUCUAUACCACCUUAAAACGAUGAAACAUCACAAUGGUGCACUUAUUUUUAUAAAUAUUGUCUUUAAAUACACAUUUUCUUGAAAAAUGUU
Messenger RNA from Drosophila subpulchrella, 1640 nucleotides. RefSeq names its product cytosolic non-specific dipeptidase-like. Lineage: Eukaryota; Metazoa; Arthropoda; Insecta; Diptera; Drosophilidae. Gene Ontology annotation, molecular function: metallodipeptidase activity. The transcript has 6 exons. Bases 100 to 1536 code for a protein of 478 amino acids. Gene Ontology annotation, biological process: proteolysis. The record is from RefSeq and is a predicted model, not a curated record.